GGUCCGUUCUGAGAGAAGAGGAGGAGGAGGAAGAAGGAGAAGAAGAAGAAGACAUUUUCGUAAAAUAUUUGCCCCCACGUGAUGCCCCUCAAGAUUAUUUUAGCCCAUGAAUAAAUGAAUAAAAAAUAAGCCAUACUUCUUUACAAACUCUCACUCAAAAUAAGAUAGGGGCCCUAUCAUAGGGCCUAUAGUUUGGAUGGGAAUAUGGCCUGUGAGAGGGUGAAUGUAGAGAGAUAUAUACAGCUAGAGUCUACGGGAGUCGAGCUUCACUGUGCAUACGCAUGUGAAUUGUGAUGUCCUUUAAUUUAAUUUUGCAAUUGGGUCUUUCAGAGAUAUCAUAAAUUCGCAGAUGGUCUAAAACCAAAACUUUUGCCAAAAGGACUCAAAAGUAUAAUCAUCCAAGCAACAAAGCCUGACCAUGUCCCUGCCGCCUGCUUUAGCAGCUCGUUUGAAGAAGAGGGGAAUCUUGAGAGCUGACUCGUCUAAUAUUGAAAAUGAUCCGACAGAAGAAAUCAUUGCAGCAGAUUAUUCCGGUGACAUCCAACCUGACUUGAGCAAAGAACAGAUUAUCAUUGACAAUGACAGCUUACCUCAUGGUUGGUGGAAGGUCAAAGAUCCUCCAAGUGGAUUUUUCUACUACUGGGAUUCCAACACAGAUAUGGUUUCAUGGCUCUCCCCCAUAGAUUCCAAGGCAAACAUUUCAUUGUCAGCCAAGAAACUGAGAGAGAUAGAAGAGAAGAGGAUAAGAUUGAGAGAAGCGCAACCCAAACCACCAGGCAUGGAGCCACCUGACAGGAAGGUGGAGAUUGGACCAGUGAUUCCUUCCAGCGUCCCACUUCCUCCUCCCAAGAACCCCCCACCAAGGUCUGGAGGUGAAAGGUCAAGAAGAGAUCAUAGAGGUUCUAGAAGUAGGCGACAGAAAGAUGAUGAACUAGAUCCAAUGGACCCUGCAGCUUAUUCUGAUACUCCAAGGGGUAAUUGGAGCAGUGGGUUACCAUCACAUCAAGAUGCUAAGACGGGGGUCGAUGUAACUGCUAAUGGACCUCUCUAUCAGAUGAGACCUUAUCCUAGUCCUGGCGCUAUUCUUAGAGCUAAUAAAGGCAAUGCUAACACAUGAACGUAUGCAGUGAACCUUUCGGACUUGAGCAGGAGUAUGGAGCAAAUGACUCUCGAGAACUGGACUAUCAGAGAUGCUCUGCUUUAAAGAUACCAAUUUAACAUCGGAUAUCAGAGCUUUUAAAGACACUCUACUCUCUGGAUGUAUUUGGAUCAUGUUAAUUGUGUAUGUAAAUAUUCAUGUAAAGGAGUGCACAUUCAAGCUGGCAUCUUGGUCAGUGGUGUUUCAAGGUACAAUCUUCAGCGUUUGGAUCAGGCUGUCAUUGGUAGAACACACUAGGGGAGUGUUUCAUGAAGCAAAUGGAAACUGACUGAUUUGUUCUUAGCCAAACGGGUGCAAGCAUUUCAGUAGCUUAUAUCAGCUUUUCAGUGAAAAUAACGGAAUAUUUGUUUCAUGAAAUGCCCCCCCCCCCCCUUUGUAUUUGAUCAACCUGUCUCUGUACAACACCUGAUGCCCUCCCGUCUCCUUACAGUCUAACUAGCCUGUGAUUGGCCUGUGAGUAGAGGAAAGAGAUACAUAUAGGCAUUCAUAGCUACAUGUAUGUGUUGUGCGCUAUAAAAGAACGUGAUAAUAUCAUCAUCAUUAUUAUUAUCAGUGUGCAGGGCAGUAUCUAGACAGCCGAAAUCCGUCUGUUUGGAGGAGUUUUUAAAAAUAUUGACCUUUCUGGUUUGUCCUGCUACACAGACAGCUAGCCCAAAGGUUCAGUGGAUUAUUCCCAGUAAAACAGGGUUCUGAUUUUACUACAUUGAUUCUUAUGUUUUUUUUAAUGAAAUUGCACAGAGAUGGGAUUGAAUGCUAGAUUGAUAAUUAUGAUAAUAAUAUUCUGCUUUUAUAUAGUACUUAAUACAUCGGAACGACGUCUAAAGUGCUUUACAGUUUCUGAUUGUUAUAAUAACUUCAAUCAACCCUAGACCUAUAUUUUGAUGAAAAAUAUUGUAUCAUCAGUCCUUUGUACAGUACAGAGUGCAAGAACAUUUUCAUGACUUGCCGUCUUCCAUUAAUCUUGUUAUGAAACCUGAUAUGUUUACAUUGACUAGCGCACUUGAUUGGUGUCAGCACUUAACAGGUGAAUGAACAUUCCUAGAUUUCUUUUGUUGAGGAAUCUUUGAAAACUGAGACAGUCCCUGCAAAGUGGGACGAUCCCACUUUCAGACCAGCAUCUCUACUGUUCGUUGACCAAAAGAUCAGCCUAACAAUAAUAUUCUGCUCUUAUAUAGUGCUUAAAGCAGAUACGAACCAAUAGCGCCAUCUCGAGUCCUCAACUACUCAUACCUGGCCAGUUUCCUGACCCGUAAUGCUAGUGUAGUCUAGUAAUAUAGACCUGCUUGAAUGAUAACAUGUUUAUUAUCUACUCUAUACAUUUAUACCGCAAUAAUUAUGUUACCAAGUAGAAAAACAAUUACUUUUCUUCUCAAAACAUUUUAGUUUCUCUUUACAAAUGCAAUUAUAGGUCAAUUCACUCUCGGUACUAUUAGUAGAUAUCUGAAAAUGUCUAUUUUAAGACUAUGUAUUUAUAACACACAGUCAAUGAGAGACCACACAGAGUUCACUCCCCCUUUAAUACAUCGGAACAACGUCUGAUUAUUUUAAUAACUUCAAUACAUCAUAGACCCAUAUUUUGAUGAAAACAAUUGAUUAACUUGGAGCUUCGGUCCUCUGUACAGAGUGCAAGAACAUUUUCAGUCUAUUUAAGGAGGUGUGGUGAAGGAAGACCUAGUCCAGCGGAACAACUAACGAAGCAGAGUCUGAAUCUUUCAGACUAGGCAGUAACAAGCCUCGGUAUCACACAUCUUGCAAUAAUGAUAAUAAAAGUCCGUUUUUAUAUAGCGCAUAACACGUGUUAAAUAUGUCUCUAUGCACUUCAGAAAAUAAAGGUGAGAAAUAGAUGUGUUGGUGCCAUUAGACUUGCACUCUCACCAAGGCGAUGUCUCAAAUGAUUCUGGAUAAGAAAGUGGCAUGGAAGAUAAUAAGAUAAUAAUAAUAACAACUUAAUCUUAUAUAGCACUUUUCAUGAGAUUCAUAUCAAAUGCUUAAUAACAAUGUAGAUAAUUUGAAAUAUACAAACAAACAUGAAUUAGAAAUCAUAUACAAAAAUAAAAUAUCAAAGUCACUGUAAAUGGAACUGUGUUGAAUGUGCUUUUUUUUCAAUAGAUAAGUCUCAAAUCUUGAUCUGAACAAUGUGAUAUUGGGGAUAGAAUGAAGGGAAGCUGGAAGAGAAUUCUAGAGAUGUGGGGCAGAGCUUGAAAAGGACCUAUCACCAAAAUAUUUAGUUUUUGCUUUAUUGACAGCUAAAGAAAUUUUGAUUUGCAGAAUAAAGGGACCUACUUGGAGUGUGUGCCAGGAUCAAUUCAGAGAGAUAUUUCCAUAAAGAGAAAAAAUAGUCAAGACUCCAUGCCCGAACACCUAAUAAGCGGGAGAUUCUCUCUCCAAGACCCCUAUAAGCAAGGCUGUGGUAAUACAUGUAUGCACAUGGGCUAGAAUUUGCAAAGGUGAUUUCUAUUAUACCAUAAUAAAAAAAAUCAUGAACUUUGCACAUUUCUGGUAUUAUCGCACUUCAUUCAAGCAUGAGUUUACCAUUUGCCAAAUGUGUGCAUUCAUAAUUGGACUUUUCUCAGUGUAGGUGAUUAAAUAAGCAUAAUUUGUAUGAGAUAUAUGCUUAAUUCAUGGUUUUUACCUUGAUAGAAUUGAAAGACCUUUUUGAAUUUGGCUAUAGACCACUUGUAUAUAAAAACUAGCAGGUCCCUUGAUUGCAGUACACAUUCCACAAUGCCAUAUAAUAUUGUAUAUUGUAGAUAAAUACACAAUUGAUAUGAAAGUUAGAUUCCAUUUUUUUUUAAGUGUUAGGGCCAGAGAAACAACUCGGGACACCUAAAGACACCUAGAGCUUGAGACACAAAGCCAGGGCGGGGUAAUUAACUCUAAGCAAGAGAGUGGGGCAUUUUGUUAAAAUGGCUUUUCAGCAGUAAAUUUGGAGUUACUGAAAUGGUACUGGAAGAUUUAUGCUAGUGAUAAGAGGCAUAUUGAUAUAUUUAUAGAAAACAAAUCUCUCAUUCAAAUAUAAUGCGACAAUGCCCAACAACACUCGAAGUACAAUGAUGCAUUUACAAGAUAUAAUUUGGGCAUAUUUUGUCUUGACUCUAAAAGAGUAUGUGGGAGCAGUGACACCAGAGUUUCUGCCGACUAAAUCCUCAAUCGAUCUUUGUAUUUGAAAAUAUAUAUAUUUACAGAUACUUACUGUUUCUCAAACCUUCUUUACUUUGUCUUUGUAUUAUUUUAAGCGUCUCAUUUGCACAACCACUCAAUGUCAGGUUGGAUGUGAAUUAACUUUUAAUUGCAGAUACAAUUCAGAGCUGUACAGUUGUCAUUGAAUAAAUAUUUUUAAAUUCUCCCUGA
Messenger RNA from Lytechinus pictus (painted urchin), 4510 nucleotides. RefSeq names its product polyglutamine-binding protein 1-like. NCBI's taxonomy places the organism in Eukaryota, Metazoa, Echinodermata, Echinoidea, Temnopleuroida, Toxopneustidae. Gene Ontology annotation, cellular component: nuclear body; cytoplasm. Gene Ontology annotation, biological process: alternative mRNA splicing, via spliceosome. Bases 419 to 1117 code for a protein of 232 amino acids. Gene Ontology annotation, molecular function: ribonucleoprotein complex binding; protein binding. The transcript has 8 exons. The record is from RefSeq and is a predicted model, not a curated record.